UUUUUUUACGACCUGUUCAAGUAAAGACGGGAACACCUCUUAUUACCUUACGCUGGUUGGACUUUGCUCUUUCUCUUCAACAUUUCUUGUUAGAAGUCGUGGAAUAUAAAGAUAGGUAUAAGUACGACGGCAGCCACGACCACCGGCCUCUCGGUACUGAUGCAUCUGUUCAACCAUGUCUACCUGGCUUUAAGGUACCAGAUUUCUGGUCUCCAGUUGAUAUUACUUGGGCAGCUGGCUUUUGUGGCUUCAGGGUUUCCACACUGUACAAGAUCACUUCUGGAAUCCAAGCCAUUGAAGAACUAUAAAGAAGUGUUUAAGAAUGAGGAAGAUGCCGGCAGCUUCCUUGGCCGUCGUUUACUUUACAACCAGUUUGAUUUUGAGGUAUUCACUCCUGGUAAUCUGGAGAGAGAAUGUUAUGAAGAACUAUGUAACUAUGAGGAAGCCAGAGAAAUAUUUGAGGAUCAUGAUACGACGAUGGACUUUUGGAAAGGAUAUUCCUCCAAAGAUUCUUCCACGAGCAAAGUUACGAAAAUCGAUGUGGUCGGUCUUCUCACUGGUCUGAUGUCUGCUGGAACAUGCUUGGUGGUAAUUGGGCUUCUGAUCUACUACUUGUACAUAUUCUACUGUGAUCGCAGAAGACACGGCAAUGUCCCAGAGGGUGACUGCGAAUGCAGACGGUCAUCAGGUAUAUCAAGGUCACCAGAGGUCCUUCCACUGAACCCCACAUGCCCACCUCUGGAACCACACGAUCCUCCUCCUUAUGAUCUAGUAGCAUGUGACACAUCACCACCACCUCCUUAUCCAGGGAUGGUUUUAGAUGCAAAGGCUCUUAAAAAAUCCCUCUCGAUUCCUGCUUCCCAAAAGUUUCCAGUCUUGUAGCUUAUGUUCGUUCAUCAAUAUUGGAACACCUUUGACCUUUGGCAAGAAAGAAAUGUCUCUGGUAAAAGACUGUUGAAGAGGAUUAUGAGCUACUUAAGGAGAUGGAACAAUGAUUAAGUUAAUUUAACUUGCACAUGCACCGGACCUUCUGUAGAGUGAGACGAUCAAGCAAAAUGUGAAUGACAAUCCUACCUAUUUAAACAUUCCAUGGUUUUGUCAUCAGUGGUCACUUGCUGAUGACUUGAGCAACUCCAAGCAUAACCUAAAACGAAGCAUGCACAUCUCCUGGAGGAAUUAAAGGGACAAUCGGACCACAAGAUGGACUGCAAAUUUGUGCUGCAAAAGAUUAGCAAUUGUUUCAACAGAGUUGUAGAACGAAUGACUAUAUUAUGAGUUAAAAGGAGACACAAGGAGUUCAAGCACAGUAACAUGGAUAAAAGAUGAAAAGAAAAAAAAAACUUUUUAUAUAUAUUUCUCUAUAUUUUUCUAUAAGUGUGAAUGCAACCAAAAUAUAUUUUGUGAAGAAAAUUUGAUGACCGUGUAACACUUCCAAAGUGUUUAACCAUUUUUCACUAAUAAAAUAACAUUGGGCCAUCAAGCAACAA
Spea bombifrons (plains spadefoot toad) is the source of this 1487-nucleotide messenger RNA. It is a transcript of the gene PRRG4, whose product is annotated as proline rich and Gla domain 4. Lineage: Eukaryota; Metazoa; Chordata; Amphibia; Anura; Pelobatidae. Gene Ontology annotation, cellular component: extracellular region. The transcript is spliced from 6 exons. Bases 160 to 882 code for a protein of 240 amino acids. Gene Ontology annotation, molecular function: calcium ion binding. The record is from RefSeq and is a predicted model, not a curated record.